Haemonchus placei is the source of this 408-nucleotide messenger RNA. The record is from the annotation of a GenBank genome assembly. Lineage: Eukaryota; Metazoa; Nematoda; Chromadorea; Rhabditida; Trichostrongylidae.
AUGUGCAAGGCUAUACUACUCGCUCUGGCUUUACUUGCCACUACUCCGGUUUACACGCAGGAUGGAUGGUUUAAUUCUGGAUGGUUGUACAAUCUGACACAGCAAAUUGAGAAAAAUUUCAAAAAUGCGUUCCAAAAUGCUGGAGCAAGUAUAUCCACAGAAAAUGGAACUACAACAGUCACAGCAAAGAUUGGUGGAAAGCAAUAUACAGCCACAUUCCCUGAAGCAACCAAAAUAUUUACCUCCUCUUCAACUAUCGAUAUCAAUGGGCAAAAGUCGGAGUCAUUCAGACUAACUGUCAACGAUGAAACGUACAUUUAUAAUACAGUGAAUGGCACUACAACUGUCACCAAUGGCAAGGGAGAGCCCAUCAGUGGAGGAGGUCCAUUUCACAUUGGCUCACGCUAA